ACUUCGCCGGGAGCCAGCGCCGGGCCAGGGGGCCCGCCCCUCGGCCCGGACCGCCCGGCGGGGAGGCGCCCAUGCCGGACAGCGCAGCCCGGUGAGGGCGCGCGCGGGCGGGGGCGCAGCCGGCAUCAUGUCCAUGCUGCCCACCUUCGGCUUCACGCAGGAGCAAGUGGCGUGCGUGUGCGAAGUGCUGCAACAGGGCGGCAACAUCGAGCGGCUGGGCCGCUUCCUGUGGUCGCUGCCCGCCUGCGAGCACCUCCACAAGAAUGAAAGUGUGCUCAAGGCCAAAGCGGUGGUGGCCUUCCACCGCGGCAACUUCCGCGAGCUCUACAAAAUUCUGGAGAGCCACCAGUUCUCGCCGCACAACCACGCCAAGCUGCAGCAACUGUGGCUCAAGGCGCACUACAUCGAGGCCGAGAAGCUGCGCGGCCGGCCCUUGGGCGCCGUGGGCAAGUACCGCGUGCGCCGCAAGUUUCCGCUGCCGCGCUCCAUCUGGGACGGCGAGGAGACCAGCUACUGCUUCAAGGAAAAGAGUCGCAGCGUGUUGCGCGAGUGGUACGCGCACAACCCCUACCCCUCGCCCCGUGAGAAGCGAGAGCUGGCUGAGGCCACGGGUCUCACCACCACACAGGUCAGCAACUGGUUCAAGAACCGGAGACAGCGCGACCGGGCAGCCGAAGCCAAGGAAAGGUACGAGGAGAACAGCGAGAACUCCAACUCCAACAAUCCGCUGGCAGCGUCGCUGAACGGCAGCGGCAAGUCGGUGCUAGGCAGCUCGGAGGACGAGAAGACGCCGUCGGGGACGCCGGACCACUCGUCGUCUAGCCCCGCGCUGCUGCUCAGCCCGCCGCCGCCUCCCCCCGGGCUGCCGUCCCUGCACAGCCUGGGCCACCCUCCGGGCCCCAGCGCAGUGCCCGUGCCCGUGCCGGGCGGAGGCGGCGCGGACCCGCUGCAGCACCACCACGGCCUGCAGGACUCCAUUCUCAACCCCAUGUCAGCCAACCUCGUGGACCUGGGCUCCUAGAGCCCCGCCCGCCUCGGCGCGCUGGCCGCCCGGCUAGGCCCCGGGGACCUGAGAGACACGUGCUGGGAGGGCCUCCGGCGCCGGCGGCCCCGCCAGGUACUGAGAGACCCGCACGCGAUCGAGCAGAACCGCUGGCCCCGGCAGGGCCCACGGCCUUCUGGUGUAGUCUUUGUUGGGGCUUUACUUUCAACAAGUUGCUUUGGAGAGCCUUUGGAGGCCUGGGACCGGGUCUUGAACCAGGGAAGAGAAUAAAUUAUACACCGGUCUUACACUCUCUCUCCCUACCUUCUCUCCUCUUCCGUUCUCUCUUCCCUUCCCUGGCUCUUCCUUUCCCUUCCUUCCUUCUCUCCUUUUUCUCUCCCCUUCUUGACCCUGUCCGUUUCCCUCUAUAUUUCUGGCUUGUCACCUCUCAUUAGAUUUCUGUUUAUCUGUCUCUCUGUUUCUGUCCCUCUUCUCUCGGCUCGCCUUGUGUAUCCUGGCCCCUGGGUCUAUACCCCUCAAUAUUUUUCCUCCUGCAUGGCCUUCUGUCCCUCCUCGUCCCUCCCUUUUCUGGGAUGGGAAGUGGGAGGAGGAAAAGCAAACGAAAGACAGGGCCUUUGAACCUAGGCCAUCUCCAGAGGCCCUAAGCAGGUGGGGAGGCGGUCAUUGGGGCUGCAGGUGUCCGCUUUGCCCUAGUAACUUAAGUGAAAGAGAAGGGUGGCAGCGAGACGCCCUGAAGGACCCCCUGCCGCCGCCCGCUGGCUCUGCCUGCGGCUCUGCGCUGCGCUCUCCUCUUCCUCCCGGCACUGCGGCUGCAGUGCUCCCGGCGGAGCGUGCCUCCCGAGCCGCGGACUUGCCGUCUCCCUGUUAUGCCCUCAUGUGAAUGUUCUUCGAGAAAUAUUUCUGCUUUUAUUUUAUAAUAAAAUUAGAAAUGAUA
Molecule: messenger RNA, 1937 nt
Organism: Phyllostomus discolor (pale spear-nosed bat)
Lineage: Eukaryota; Metazoa; Chordata; Mammalia; Chiroptera; Phyllostomidae
Gene: SIX2
Product: SIX homeobox 2
Exons: 2
Coding region: 128-1021 (297 amino acids)
Biological process (GO): kidney development; regulation of transcription by RNA polymerase II
Cellular component (GO): nucleus; transcription regulator complex
Molecular function (GO): DNA-binding transcription factor activity, RNA polymerase II-specific; RNA polymerase II cis-regulatory region sequence-specific DNA binding
Source: RefSeq, a predicted model, not a curated record